AUGCGGGAGUACGGGCGUUUCGUUGCUAUCGCUUUCUUGGAGGCUAGUCAAGACAUCCUGUUAGAUGAAGUACAACGAAUGAUCAAUAAACCGGACCAACUAAUCAUUCAAGAAUCAGAUCGCUUGUUCUGUGGUUCGCUUCAUUCCCGUCUAACAGGACUGUGUACAGCUUUGGUGCAUUAUCUACGUCUUGUACCUCAUCUGCCGGUCACCGAUGUCAUCCCCAUGGAAACGGAAAGUGUGGCCCUGAGCUUCUUGCGUCUACUGGUCGAGUUCACUUUGUUCACACUGGGCUACCCGCUGGAUCAGCUGUCUCAGUUCAAGUCCAUCAGAAAACCGCAGUUGCAUGCAGCUCCAUCUCGAUCCCCACUGUCACCAACAUUCUUGCACAGUGUACUCGACCUGAUGGACACCUUGCUGCAAACCACAGCCGGACAGUUUUUAAAAGGGGUCAAUGUGCUUGGGGAUAAUGCAGAGCGAAUUCUCAAUGUGUUUCUCAUCUUUCUGGCGACUAUUGAUCGAACUGUAAACUUAUCACAACCUAUGACUUGCUGGUCUGACAGUUUGCCGCAGCUGAUUGGUGUCUCCACCGACACAGAGCACUGUCCAACUUCUCUGAUUGCCAGUCUUUUGGCUCCGGGCUAUCCGUCACUAUAUUCAAUCCGUUCAGGCUGGUACUUGGAUCCAGUUUCCGCGUCCACAAUCGCCAGUUUCACGACAUUGUCCAAUUCAUGUUCCGCCGCCACAGUGCUUUCGGGUUCCAGUGCCAGGGCGGGCUCCACUGGUUGGGCUGUGGAACCGCAAGGCUUUGUUCAAUCCAAUCAGUUGCUUGGCUAUUGUCGUCUGUUGCGGUCGUCGCUUCUUCUGACUAAUGAAUCUACUCUGGCAAGCAAACUGAAUAUCUGUCUAAUUGGCUGUAUACGCAUACUCAAUACUCGACCGUCCACUUUGGCAGCCAGUUCGACCAACUCGAUCCAUGAGGACAAAGGGCGUCCGUCGGGUCGCCCGACCGAACCCGACCUCACUCUCUCCCUGGACCCCGAUCCAGAACUCCUUAUCACUCAGAUCGCGCGUUUGGGCGGCUUUGGUUGGUUGGAUCGGCGACAAUUCGAACAGAUGUGGAUGGCCUACCUCGAACUGUUAGCUGGUUCGGACGAAGAGGAUUUGUCCACCGAUCCUCAGGGGGCUCCGAUGGAGCUGAGUGCUGCGGAAAUGGAGUCGAUCGAACGAAAUCAGUGCAUUGUACUCGGGUUGCACGGAUUGACUCGACUGUUGUUAGAUGUCUCUCUACGACCGCAACCCGGUGAUCCGAUUCACUCCAGUAUACCACACCAACCCCGUCUGGGUACGCCACAUUUCUCACACACUCGACUGGGUCGAAAACUGACCGCAUUGACCUCAAUGAUUGAACAGGAACGACUACGAUUACAUCUGCCACAGGGUGGCACAUGCCCCACAUUCACCGCGAUGGCCACAGCUACCGCAGUCAAUGCGAUCACGCCGGACACGCCGGGGCAUGCAUUGUCCACGGGUACACCUCGUGCCUGGUUCGGUCAACUAAUCAGCCCGGAUGCAAGUGAUCAUGCGGCCGAAUUAGCCAGCUCAGUUGAAGCGAAUUUGGAACGACUGGCCGAUACCCCAGACAGUGUGCCCGGACCAAGCCAAUUUGCCGUGCACUGGCUUGUUCGGCGUCUGAUGCCACGAAGUGACUCAGAGGAGCAAGAAGAUGGCGAAGUGAAGCUGAUCUCAGAUGACCGCGGACUCGCUAGUCGAGACGAAGAACUUGUGGUUCGGUCUGCUGUGCUGCUUUCGGAUUUGUUCACAUCCCGCGAACAGUUUGUCUGGCUUGGACGAUACCUACAGGAUGUGCAAGAUAAACUGCCUUCACCAAAAGAAUUCCCAGCUCCUAUUCACAUCUGGCUCACUUUGGGUUUGGCUCGAUGCGUUGCCGUGCUCGAACUAGCUCAUAGUGGUCCGCAAACGGAACCACUGCACGAGGCCACUCUGGAACCAGCAGUGCGACAAACACUGGCCGUAUUGCAAACCAAUGUUACCGUUCUUCAAGAUGUGGGAUUGCAAGCAGCCAUGUUGCUGUUGCACGCAGCCCUGCUUAUUCGGGCCCAACCGCAUCAACGUCAAACACAACAACACAGUCCACCGACCGGAUCUCCGUCGUUAAAUGAACUUUACUCACAGGUCUGCCUGUAUUUGGAACAAAAGUUGGUCACUCUGUUCACCGCAUCACCACUCUCGCCAACCUCUUCGGUGUCUGGCGGUGGUGGUGGUGGUGGGGCCUCACGUUCUACCCCAGAUACCGAUUCUGGACCCAACAGUGAGAUGCACCGACCUGUACCUGGCAUGCCCCGGUGGAUUCCCACCUCGGUCACCGAGACCAGCAAAUCAGGAUCAAGUACAGCGGCCGGAUUUAAACGAUUCAUGUCUGGUGUGUUCGGUGGUGGUGCUGGUGGAUCUGGCAGUUCGAAGGCUUCCGCUAAUACAGUAACCGAUGCACAUGCGGUGCAUGCGGCCUGGUGUCGUGGUGCCGAACGUCUUGUCCUAAUGGGUCGAUUAGGCAAAGGCGCGACCGAGAGUUUACAAAAGCUGUGCGUUAUGCGUCUCCGCACCUGCCGUUCGGCUCAUCUCAGCCUGCCGGUGCUUCGACUCUUGGUCACAUGCAUGUAUACUAAUGCAGGUCGUUUAAAUACUCAGCUACAACAUUACCGGCGCUCAUCUCCUACCGCGGAUAAGCCGAAUCCAUUGACCGGUCCCACUGGAGCUUCUGCGAACAGUGUCGAGACCAAAGCGGUCAACCUGUCAGAACCGGUGACUACGAUGACUUUCACACGUCCGGUGGAAUCCGCAGUAUUAAGUUCCAAAUCAGACCUCACCACUUUGCCUCCAUCACUACUAACCGAUUCAGAAGCUACCGCCGGAAUGACUCAGGAAUUUCUUAGUUGCCUAUGGGAACGUCUUCGUGGUGGUGUAGCUCCAGUCGUACACACACCAGGAGAGCCGUCUUGGUUAACCAGUGCGUGGACGUCAGCCGCUGAGGCUUCGGUAAUAGCACGUUUACUGCCUGUAACUAGUACAGAUAUUAUCCAAGCUAUUGCUGGCCUCCUAGUACAUGGCAGUCCUCAGUCUCGUGCUGGUCAACUUGGUUGGGACAUGGUAAUCGAAGGGCAUCUGGAGGACCCAGUUCUGAACAAAGCGCUUGGAGAAUUUGCUCGUCUUGAUCACGCGCAUCCUGAUUUGGCUGCUCAGACACUGGCUCAACUUUUUGGACGUUUCCUUGAUCGUCCCGGUGGUCAGGCCUUGAUUCGUCAAUGGGUCAUCCUGUCUCUACCCACCUUACUCAGUCGCCAACCCCGCCGAUUGGCUAUUUGGGCCACGACCGUAUGCUUGUUGGCCGCCUCAACCGAGCCGACGUUGCGCGCCGCGUAUCCUUUUUUGUCUCAUAUUCGCGUUGCAUUUUGGUUGUUUUAUACAUCUCUUUCAACCAGUCAGAACAGAGAAGAAAAGAUAUUCCACUUCUUUUGUGUGCCAAAACUCACUGAAGAUUCCACCAUGGUGUCAGGCAGCAGUCGUCUGGUAUUCAUGUUUCACAUAGCAUUCUCACUCACAUCCGAUUCACCGGAGCACGGCAAUUCGUCUCCCGAUCAUGCUGAACAAAAUCAGCUGGGCCCAGAAGCUGCGAUUGGGAUCGGUCAGCAGACCUCACCGUUACUCAGUGACCUACUUUGUUUGGCUGCCGUGCAUUUCGUCCGGUCUGGAUUGCUCUCCCUUCAAAACUGUUCCACAAAAAAGGAAGAAAUUGUCGAGCAUCGACAAACAUUUUGGCGCAUGUUUGAACCACCUCCAGGCGAUGAGUUCGAUUUUAACGCGCAGACUGUCGAUGUCGAUCAGCGAACGUUGCGGCGUGUAUACGCAUUACUCCAACGCGAAGUUGUCGGUGACCAUUGA
This is a messenger RNA of Echinostoma caproni, 3960 nucleotides long. Lineage: Eukaryota; Metazoa; Platyhelminthes; Trematoda; Plagiorchiida; Echinostomatidae. The record is from the annotation of a GenBank genome assembly.